AUGCGGUUCAACUACCUCUUCGCCCUCCUGACCUUGGGAGGCGUCGCUAUCGCGGCCCCUGUUGCUGCCGAGGCUGAAUCAGCAGUUUCCCAAGGCGGGAUUGGUUCGGGCAAGGGGGUCGGAGUUGGUUACGGCAGUGGUUCUGGUGGCGGCAUUGGCGCCGGUGCUGGCAGCGGUAGCGGUGUUGGCGCUGGCGGCGGUGAAGGUAAAGGUGCUGGCUUCGGUGCUGGUGGCGGCUUCGGUGCUGGUGGCGGCAUCGGUGUUGGAGUUGGUGAAGGCAGUGGUAGUGGAGGUGGCAGUGGUAAGGGCUUUGGAUUUGGAGCCGGAGAGGGAAGUGGCUAG
Messenger RNA from Penicillium longicatenatum, 342 nucleotides. RefSeq lists its product as uncharacterized. The transcript has 2 exons. NCBI's taxonomy places the organism in Eukaryota, Fungi, Ascomycota, Eurotiomycetes, Eurotiales, Aspergillaceae. The record is from RefSeq and is a predicted model, not a curated record. The coding region runs from base 1 to 342 and encodes 113 amino acids.